Molecule: messenger RNA, 2365 nt
Organism: Diprion similis
Lineage: Eukaryota; Metazoa; Arthropoda; Insecta; Hymenoptera; Diprionidae
Product: beta-1,4-glucuronyltransferase 1
Exons: 4
Coding region: 26-1552 (508 amino acids)
Source: RefSeq, a predicted model, not a curated record
AUAAAAAGAUUCAAAAAAGAUACCAAUGACUAUGCUAGGAGUAGUACGGCGCAACUGGGCGCUGAGACUCUCGGUGGUUUUGAACGUUUUCGUGCUCCUCUACGUGUGCGUGCACAUCGGAUCUUUAGGGCCAUGGAUCGAGGACGCGCAGACGAGUUGGGCCCAGCCCUUGGUGGAGGUGUCCAAGGCGACGGAGCUGUCGGCGACCGCAGGUUCGCCGGAGGGUUCGAAGGUGGGGUCGACGAAGGACACGGGAAUCGCCUCGAUCCAGGAGGGUAAGAGUGCAACCUCCGCGGCGACGAAGGAAACGGCGGCUCUGACCAUGAGGGAUAAAACGGGGAAGGACAACGAGGAAUUGCAGGGGGGCAAAAGCGGAAACUCCACGACGACCCAGAAGCAGCAGGAGUCCGUCAGCACGACGGUGGGAUCGAUGACGUUGGAGGAGGCGAUACCCUGCAACGACAGGUCGACGACGCCGAAAACGGCACAGCGAGGCGACUAUUGGGUCCUUUACAAUUACGUGCCGAUGUCCACGCAGGUGAGGUGCUGGGAAAGCGUGACCUACACGACCCACGCCGAUUACACCUUCCUCGAGAACCUCGAGCCACUGUUGGAAAGGUGGCAAUCCCCCGUUUCCAUAGCGCUUUACGCACCUGGCACAGACUUUCAACCCACCGUCGACACCAUAAAGUAUCUAAGGAUAUGCGGAAGUCCCCUGGUUUCCCAGCUCGUCACCUUUCACGUUUUCUUCAGCACCAAACAUAUACCAAAAACUGUACAUUCGUCGAGUAAGGUGCUCUCUGAAGGUUGGAAUUGCACCUUGCCUCCACCUUGGACGAACGUCACGGUUUCCAAGAUGUAUAAAUCCGAAAAGAAGCUUUUGUAUCCCGUCAAUGUGGGAAGAAAUAUUGCGAGGGAAUGGGCUCCAACGCAUUACGUCUUGCCAAGCGAUAUAGAACUCUAUCCUAGUCCAGGUCUGGCACCACAAUUCCUUGAGAUGAUCAGGCGGAGAGAUCAGCAGCCUCUUUACAAGCCUAAUCCCAAAGUCUUUCCGCUCUCUAUAUUUGAAGUCAGUGCUGAAAGCCAAGUACCGAGGAACAAAACGCAGCUGCAAAAAAUGUUGAAAGCAAAUACGGCGAUACCGUUCCACAAAAAGGUUUGCUCUGGUUGUCACAAUGUACCUCGAAGCAAGGAGUGGCAAGAGGCUCCAGAAACUGAGGGACUCCACGUCUUUCAUGUUGGGAAACGAACCGGAACGUUCGUUCACUGGGAGCCAAUCUUUAUCGGGACAAACAAUGACCCUCUCUACGAUGAAAGACUCAGUUGGGAAGGAAAAAGUGACAAAAUGACACAGGGUUACACUCUCUGCGUACUGGACUACGAUUUUUUGAUUCUGGACAAUGCUUUCCUCGUUCAUAAGCCCGGGAUAAAAACUUUCAAGAAAGAUCCGGUCAGAGACAUGCUUACUGGAAAAACGAACGCAUUGAUCAAGAAAAUCAUCAUGCCAGAGCUCAAGGUGAUUUAUGGAACGCGAAAAGGUUGUGCGGUGUAGCCCAGCGCCAUUCGGGUCCAGCAAGUUGUUUUAAGUUGCUCCGGCACCCGCUUACCGGCCCGAAUAAAGGCGGUUUGUUCGAGUCGUAAGUCGUAGUCCAGUGUGAAUAAUUCCAGUGAGCGAGCACAACUAACAGAGAAUCGAGAUCCCGAGUCACGUUUGUGCACACGUUAGUGACAAAACUGUUAUUAAAAUUGUUAAAGACGUUGAGUCCAGGAUUCUAAGUUUAAGUAUUUUCUAUAAACUUAGUAAUAGUAUAUGAAUGCAAUUACUAUUUUCAUUACUAAUACGUAUCUAAUGAAAGGGAACAUAAUAUUUGAACUGCUUCUAUGGCAUUUUAGCUGUCAGAAAACAAUGCUGAUACAAACAAGACUUGAUUUUAUGCAAAUGAUUUUGUCGAAAGAUUCUUAUUAUUUGAAUAAUGACGAUGUACGCGAAAGCUGGCAUAUUUCACGUAUGCAAGAUACAUCAGGAUGCACUCUGCUGCUCCAAGUUUGAUGUUAAAUGGGAGACACAUUCAUCAGUAAUUUAUGUAAAAAUACGAGGAAAUUUUUAAGGAGGUAGUAAUUGGUAAAAAGAAAGUCGGCCUAUUGCGACUUGUUUUUUGUCCCUAGUUUUAUUUACGAUAACACCGAUGAUUAUUGGCCGCUCCUAGCAAUCAUGCCUGAAUCGAAAGAUCUUUCAAUAAGUUAAUAAUCUUCAAAAUAUGAGUGUUAUGACAGCUGAUUAAAAUUGUAAUUUGCUUCUCAAGUUUGAAAGUUGCGUCGUAUUUUUGAGGAUUCUGAUGUUUUGUGCUUUCCUAAUCUAAAUAGU